Molecule: messenger RNA, 8062 nt
Organism: Rattus norvegicus (Norway rat)
Lineage: Eukaryota; Metazoa; Chordata; Mammalia; Rodentia; Muridae
Gene: Ifgga4l
Product: interferon-gamma-inducible GTPase 4 like
Exons: 3
Coding region: 4653-5900 (415 amino acids)
Cellular component (GO): membrane
Molecular function (GO): GTP binding
Source: RefSeq, marked validated
GUUGGAAUUUGCACCAUGACGGUCUGUUGGCUAGCAAUUUUAUUGUUUGUUUUCAACCUAGGCAAAAAUAUUAGCCAGAAUUGAUCAAGAAAUGAGAGAAAUGAGAACAGUGGUUCUGCAAAAUAGAACUACUAUAAACUACCCGUUACUUAAACAUAAUCCUCAUUAUCAGCAAUUUACUGGAAUACACUGUUUAAUAUCUCUAGUUUUUGACAUAUUAUUGAUGAACAAGUUGAUAAUUGAAGUGAAGAAAUAGAUGAAACCUCCUCAAACAAAUUUUGACUGGCGAAUAUGACUAAAAUGGUUCUCCCACUUCAUUGGCUCUCUAAUAUUAUUUCCACUAGUUAUCAUAAUCAGGCCCUACAUGCUCUCUAAUGUAUUACAAACUUGAUCAUCCUUUAGAUAAACAGUGCUAGAAUUAUUGUUACUCUUUGCUAGAAUCAUAACUAGAAUAGUUGCUGGCAUUACUAAACACAGUCCCUUAUCAAGAAUUUGACAGGAACCCAUUUCUAAAGGGAGAACGAAGAAUGGCUUGACUCCAUUUGGAAGGCAGGAGCCAUUAUGCUGUCUAGUUAAUAAUAAGUUUCUUUCACUGUUUCCUUGAUGUAUCCCAACCCAUGGCCUUGACUUGUUUUGAGGAACACCCAAGUUAGGAGGGAACACGUUCCCGAGUUACAAGCCAGCCAUGUGGUAAUGGCUGCUAGUUUUGGUUUGGUUUUUUAAGACUUUUCUGUACUUCCUUACUGUUACAUUGUCUUUGGUAAAACUGCUUUGCAAAUAUUCCAGAAGGAAUGCAUCCAAUGUCGCAAAACUAUCUUUUGAAAAAGACAUGAUCACAAAGUAAAGGGGUAGUGUUCAGGAAUUUCCUUUGCAAAUUUACUCCUCAAAAGGGACCUGUCUUAGUUAGGGUAUUCAUGGUUGUGAAGAGAAACCACGACAAAGGCAACUCUCAUAAAGAGCAGAUCGAUCCAUGCUUAUCACCCUGUACAAAGCUUAAGUCCAAGUGGAUCAAGGACCUCCACAUCAAACCAGACACACUCAAACUAAUAGAAACCGGGAAAGGGAAUAACACUCGAAAUGUAUAUAAGAAAUACUCAAGUUAAUAAAAAUAAAUAAAUAAAUAAAAAUUAAAAAAGAGCAACAUUUAAAUGGGGAUGCUUUACAACAGGGAGAAGAAAAGAGUUGGAGGGAUAAAUAACACUAGAGUAUUUGUAAAAGUCAUAUGAAAAUCUAUCACUGUAGAGGCUUCCAAAAAUAAAUCUAUACACAUCUAUGCAAAGAGUUAAGAUAGAGUUGCCCUCAACUUAGGCAGCAGUGCCCCAUUAGACACCACAGGGCAACAAGAAGCCCACUUCCAGGAGCUAGUUUGAUUUUUACAGUUGCUAGACAGAGUGGUCUCUAACCCUUAUAGGCCAUUGUGCCUGCUCUUCUUUAGUUUCCCAAAUUUGGAACUUCCAAUAAGUGUUGAUAAGACAGACACAUACUUGAGUUAUAAAACAUGGCAAAAAUCAAGCUAAUACUGAUUCAGAAGCUUCAUCUCUACUGGACAGCGUUCAUAGUGCUAGAAGGAACUGUCUUUAAUACCAGAGGAGAAAAGGAAUCAUUAACCAGCCCCAGAUGUGAGAUACAAUAAUGACUGAAUGGGAAAGACAUACCCACUUAUGUCUUUAGCAAGCACUAAAUAAAGCUAAAGACACAUAAAGUGUAGUAGUGGUAAGAAUGUCAUCUAAGUAACCAACUGCUUCCUGGUUGGGUUUAAUAGCCUCUCCAUAAGAUGAAACCCAUACCUGGCAAAGAACUAAACGCUAGACAGAUCAUUUACCUUAGGUGAGAAUGACUACUAUUUUACGGUUAAAUGGGCACAGUGUUAAGCCACCUUAAAUGAUUUAUCACUUUUCCCAUAGAUUAAGGUAUCCCUCAACUUUUACCAUGGAUGCUAGUGUUUUUCAGAAGAUGAUAAUCAACACAGAUACCCACAAUGGCCAUGAGGCAGAGAAUAAGACAGUGAGGAAUGUCUAACCCUUGAUGUAACAUGAAUACUUCUACCUCAAAGGCACAGGGGUGGGUGUGGAAGAGGGGGUAAAAGACAGUAAGAGCCAGAGUUGGAAGAUCACUACAAGGAAAGAAACAGUGUCUUCUGGACACAGCAGGGCAGCUCUACAGAUGAAGAAUGAUUGUGAAAGCACAUGUAAGACCUGUCUGACCCAAGCCAGACCAAACCCCAGCCAGACAGGGAAAAUCAGGAAUUGCAAGGUAUGUGAAUCUUGUGAGGAAAUAAGAUUGAAGGCAGAGGGGUGAGAUGGUUGUCCAACGUUGAUUGACAUCUGUACAGGAGCCCAGACAAUGGCCUGUGUAAAUUCAGUUCGAGCUGCACUUGUGGAGUCAGGCAUCAGGAAAAUUACCUUUCAAGGCUGUGCUUCAACCUACUUAGUAAGCUGGUUGUCCAUGUUCCGCCUCAGUUUCCUAGUCCCACAUUCUACAUACUUUAUCAUUUUAGGACCGUGUAGGUUCUUCUGCCAAGAAAUGAAAGGUUAAUAGGUCGAAAGACAGCUAAGUAGCUUGAUAUUUCACUUUCAGCUUCUUGGAAAUAAAGGUGCUUCUGAAAAACAAUCUUAUCCACUUAUAUCUUGGCCAGCAUAUACCUAGAGACAAGGAGAAGCCAGAAGUAUUCUGCCUAACCACCUUGAACCUGACAUUUUCCUCAUAGGAAGCAGGACGAGGGUUCAUGUAAAAAGCUUGGAGCAGAAUUGAGGAGUACCUGCAGCUGAACUAUAGCGUGUGAAUCCAGGGGACAUGGGCAUUUCCACUAAGUGAGCAGGAGUGUUCAGAUCUAACCUCUUACCCUCACCAUCUCUUUUCUCUAAAGAGCUAAUAUGUAGCAAGACAUUUAGCAAGAUGCCUAGACACUGGGGGUCCUCAGCUAGGAAGCUAGGGGGAUUUGAUGGGAGGUGGGCAGAUCUGGCUUGUGGAUGGUCUUUGCUCACAUCAUUCAAGAUGAGAGGCUUUAAAGAAAUGAUCUGGAUGUUGGAUUUGGUAAAAUAUAUCCAAUUAAUUUGCUUGCCUCUUAUUCCCGUCCUUAAAAUGGUUGCAAUGGAUGUCAGGUAACAGACUAUCUCUGCAGUGUGUCUGAGGUUUGUUGUCUCUCAGGCUCAAAUUGCUUCCCAAUUCAGGGUCAAAUAAUUAAUCCCUAACAUCCCUGGGGACACUGAACUGUGGAGAAGAGGUCUCUCUACAGGCUGCUUCUGCUGGAGCUGGCUGUAGAAAUCUGUGUCCCAAGAGUUGUGUUCAAACCCUUCAAAAAUAAUUGUAUUUAUUGCAAAGCAGGAGAGCUAAGGAUCUUCUCGGCAUCGGUGAGGAACAUGCGCUGUGUCAGGACAUGAUGGCAGCUGGCCUUUAGGCAGGCCUCCUUUUGUAAUGGCGGCAGCUGUGCCAUAGCCUUCGUCUGCUAUGUUCCUCUUCCUUGGGAAGAACUUGCAGAUGCCUAGUACUGUGGAGUCUGCGUCACAAAACCAGGAGUAGGAAUAGAAAGAAAGGGAAGAGGGAACUGAAGAGUUGAGAACAGGUUGUGUUCUUUUCCUAUACUGGCCAUACACCCUAGGUGAGAAUCUAAUACUAUUUAUUCUGCUAAAUGGAUUCAAUAGUAAACCAGCUCCUACUGAUUUGCCAUUGUACCCAUAGAUUAAGGCAUCGAUAAACCCUUAUGGAAGCUCAUAUAUGUGGUAGGUGAUAAUCAAUAGAGAUAUCCACAACUGGCCAAGGUACAAAACAUAAGACAUCUAUAAAUGUCCAACACUAAGUGAAAUAUAUAUAGAACUCCCUCCAAAGGCGCGGGAAUGACUGCGGAAGAGGGCGUGGAAGGACUGUAAGAGCCAGAGUUGGUGGAAAUACAAGAAAACAGUGUAUUUACCACACUACAGGGAAGCCACAUGUAAAACCUCACAGUGAUUGUGACAGCAUGUGUAAGACUCCUCAAGCCCUAGACAGACCAAAUCCCAAGAAGACAGGAGAGUUGACAAGAAUUAAGGAACAUGGCUCUACAGUGGUAGGGAAAUAAGGUUGUAGUCAAAGAGGAGACAGAUUGUGUCUUGAGUGAUACUAAAAUUAGCAUCUGCACAGACUCCCAGACAAUGUGUUGUGUGACUGUAGUUUAGGCUGCAUUUGUGAAGUCAGGUUUCAGAAAAACUCACGGGUUCAGGUCAAGCCUAGUUAGUAAACUGUUUCUUCAUGCCCCAUAAAUUUCCAAGUUCCCCGCUGUUAUGUUAGAACUGUCCAGGUUUCUCUGCCAAAAAGUUAAGUGUUUCUGGCAUGAAAAAUAACUGUUCUGUUUCACUUUCAUCUUCUUGAAAAUACAGUAGAUUCUGAAAAGCAAUUAGACCUAUGCUCCCCCAUGAUUGGCCAACACACAAUGAGAUAGGAGAGGCAUAAGCCAGAAGGAUGUGUAAGUCCUAUAUAACUGAGUUGAACCUGCUGCCUUCCACAGAGGUUUUCAUGUGUAGAGGAGGGAGCACGCUGAAGGGGAUUUCCUGUAGCUAAACUACAGCAAACAAAUCCACUGGAUCAGGAUUUUCUGUUCAUUUGAACAAACUUCUGUAUCUCGGGAUUCCUGCACAGCUGUCCCAAUUUCUCCUGAAGUGACCUUUUAAAUCAUCGACAUGGGUCAGCUCUUCUCUGACACAUCUAAGAGUGAAGACAAUGGCGGAGAUUUGGUGUCUAGCUCCAAUGCCUAUUUUAAAAAGAUUAAUACAAAAACCAAAAUUAUUUCUCCGGAAACUAUCCGUUUAAUAGAGUUACACCUGAGCAAAGGAAACAUUCUUGGGGCAAGUGAUUUAAUCAGUGAUGCAUUAAAAAAUAUUGAGAGUAUCCCAAUAAAUAUUGCUGUGACAGGGGAGUCAGGAGCAGGGAAAUCCAGCUUCAUCAAUGCACUGAGAGGGAUUAGACCUGAAGAGGAAGGUGCAGCUGAAGUUGGGGUAGUAGAGACAACUAUGGAGAGAACUCCUUACCAACAUCCCAAAAUUAAAACUUUGACCUUAUGGGACCUGCCUGGUAUUGGAACUCAGAAAUUCCCACCAAAGACUUAUUUGGAGAAAGUGAAAUUCGAAGAAUAUGAUUUCUUCAUUAUUGCUUCUGCCACACGUUUUACAAAACUUGAAUUAGACCUCGCCAAAGCAAUCAGAAUUAUGAAAAAGAAUUACUACUUUGUGAGAACCAAGGUGGAUUUUGAUUUAGAAAAUGAAAAGAGAUCCAAACCACGUACUUUUGACAGAGAAAAGACCCUGAAGAAGAUCCGAGGCUGUACUAUGAAGACCUUUAGAGAAAAUAAUAUGGAUGUACCACAAAUUUUCUUGAUCUCUAGCUAUAAUUUAUCUGACUAUGAUUUUCCAGUCCUGAUGGACACCCUGAUUAAGGAUAUCCCUGCUCAAAAGCGCUACAAUUUUAUGCUUUCCCUGCCUAAAAUUACAGAAGCAGCCAUUGACAGAAAGCACAAAGCUAUGCAGGAGUUUGUCUGGCUAGAAGCCUUCAAAACUGGAGCUUUGGCAACUAUUCCUGCACUGGGCAUCCUCAGGGAUAAUGAUGUGGAGAAGCUAAGGCAGAAGUUAAACAACUACCGACAACUCUUUGGAGUAGAUGAUGAAUCUCUGGAGUUUAUGGCUAAGGAUUUCCAAGUGCCUGUUGCACAACUGAAAGAAAUACUUAAGUCUCCUCAUUUGUUGAAGACUGACAGAGAGGAAACAUUACAAGACAAGCUAUUGAAAUAUUUAGAGAUAUUUGCAUCAGCUAAUGGUGGGCUCCUUGCUACAGGUCUUUACUUCAGGAAAACUUAUUAUUUACAACUUCAUUUCCUUGACACAGUGGCUGAAGAUGCCAAAGUUCUCCUUCAAUGGAAAUAUUCAAAACACUAGUUCAAAUUCAACUUAUCCACAACUUCUUACCCUGACAACAUCAAGUGAUCAAUAUCAGGAAGUCACUAGGGAAAUUCCCCCUCUGAUAGCUUUUCUUUACAGCCAAUCCACUACCACCAUGGAAAAGCUGAGGAUAAAGACCAUGUGUCUUAAUAUGCCAGAACCUGACAAUCCCCAAUCCUUCUUCAGUUUUUAAUUUCUCUCAUAUCAUUUUCUCUUUACACUACACAUACAUACUUGAAUACAUACACACAUGCACACACAUGCACAUGCACACACAAAAACAUGCCAGUGAACAUGCAAAUGCAUACACACAAAAGAUACAAUAGGUGUUUUGUAGCCAUUUGCCCCUAAUCAAAGCAUCCUAACAAAGAUUCAAGAAACUCAGGUCUCUAUGCUGAGUACAUAAAACACUUGGCAUGUGUAUUGGUUUGAACACAUAUGGCUCCAUUGACUCAAUUGUUUUAAGGCUUCACCCAUAGGUAGAGGCAAUAUUAGAAAGUAUGGCCUUGUUAGAAUAAUUGUUGCCAUGUUGGGGGCAGUAGGUGUAUUCGAAGUCUUAUAGAUGUUCACGUAUCCCAGUUUUGUAGUUAUUUUCUGCUGCCUUGGAAUCAAGAUGUAGACCUCUUUGCUCCUGCAGACCCAUAUCUGCCUGCACAUGGCCAUGCUUCCCACAUGAUGAAAACGGAAUAAACCUCUGAACUGUGAGCCAGCCCCAAUUAAAUAUUUUCCUUUAUAAGAGUUGCCUUGGUCAUGGUGUCUCUACACAGCAAUAGAAACCCAAAGACAGAAAUAGUUCCCAGGGACUUGGGUGUUGCUGUGAUGGGCCUGAUAAUGUUUUCAUUUGGAGGAAUUUGGACUUUGGGACUUUGUGUUAGGAAAGCACUAGAGGACUCUAAGAGCUAAUUAAUGGGCCAUAUUAGUAAGAGCAUGAAAGACAGUAUUUAUUGCCGGGGUGAUGUAACAUUUGAGUCCUAGAUUAGGAGCUUUCAGAGGACAAGCAUAUUAGCAUGUUGCCUAGACAUCAUCCUUGUAUUAUUUUGGUGAAGAAUGUGGCUGAUUUCUGCGCUUAUCCAAAAACUCAGCCUAAAACUAAAGUGAAAAGAUUUCAAUUAAUUGCAUUGGCAGAGGAAAUCUCAAAGCAACCUAACAUAGACACUGCCCUGUUGUUCAUUCUUUUUGAAGAUGAUUUUGUUGAAACAGUACAAACUUAGAAAGGAAAAAAAUGCAUGGUUUAAGGAUUAAAGUGGUACCAGAAAUUGGAAAGGAGCUAAAUUCUGUGUUCAGAAAGAUAAACAGAUUGAAGAUAUUUAAUGGAAUUAAGGGAGAGGUAACCUCAGGGCAAGAUCCCACCCAGGUAAGCUUCUAUUUUAUAAAAAGGAAUUAAAGAAAAGCUUAGGUCCAGCUUUUAAUCUUAGAACUAAGCUGAGAGGGGCAUGUAGGUCUCUUUUUGGUUUAAGGUCAGUCAGUCUACAGAGCAACUUCCAGGAGAGCCAAGUGGCAGACGCCAUGAAGGAAAACUGCUGUGGAGAAGCGGGCGUCCUGGAGACUGCCCACUGUUUUGCUCAGAUACUGUGGUACACACUGGAGUAGCACAGUGCCAGGGCUUGAUUUCAGGAUUGCUACUUGUCUUCUCAUGUCUGUCACUGCUAUAUUCCUCACAUAUCUCUAGCUUGAUGUGAUUGGGAAUGAGGAGGACCUCACUGCCUAGAGCCUGGUGUGAUUCCUCCCUGGGUGAUAGCCCACUCUACUGAGCAAUUUUCCUGCAGAUCAGCAUGAAGAUGAACAUUUAUGAGAUAACAUUAUUUAGAUUAACUAAUGGUUUUACAGAGUUCUUGGAUUGAUUUAAAUAGUUAAAAUAACUAGAAAGUGUAAGGAGGUGGUUUAAGUUGUUUUGCCAGAAAUAUAUGAAAAAGUAAAAAACCAGACUACAAUAUGCCCUUUCCCUGUAGGUAUGUGUUUCAAAGACUUAAACAUAAUCAACAAUACCAUUGCAAUUACCUGCUAUGCCAUCAUUUUAUCUGUUUGUGAAGAAUAUGUUGUGGUGGUAAUUGAUUUUAAUUAAUAUGUAAUUGUGCCUAUGUAGCAAUCUUUCUUACAUAAAGAACUUUGUCUUAGGUGGUAUAAAAUUGCUAAGAAAAAAAUAAAGUUGUUAAAAUCAA